UCCCUUCUCGCGCCCCGUCCCAAGGCGGCCGCGGUUGUCAACCAGAGGCGAUCAUGGCAACCAGCCGGGCUGGAGCAGCUCGGACCGCUACGGCUGCUGUGGGGCGCGGGGCUCAGUGGAGACUGUGGGGGCUGCUCCUUCGGGGGCCGGGAAAGCAGGAGCAGCAGUGAGCGCCAUGCAGCGGGCCUGCGGGGACGGGCCUGCGGACCUGCAGGCCUGGGAGGACCUCAAAGCCGAGGGGGAACCCGAGCCCGAGGCCAAGCAGAACGAGCGGCGGCCAGAGUUCGAGCUUGCCGAGCCCGAGAUCGAGCCCAACGCUGACCCCGAGUCUAAUGCCGAGCCCGAGCCCGAGCCCGAAGGCGAGCCCGGGCCGGAGCCCGAGUCCGAAAGGCCCGCGGAGGCCGAGCUUCAGCCCCCGGUCCCUUCCCCAGCCCCCGUGACAGCCCCCAAUGCGGCUGAGCCAGGCGACGUCAGCAACCAGGAACGCCGCCCCCGCCCCGUGGCCAGGACCCGGACCAAGAAAGGCAAGAAAGGCGCCGGACAGUGCGCGUCUGACGCGUCCCGGAGCCGUCGGCCUCUCACUGUCACCGUGGACAGCUCCAAGGCUAGAACCUCCCUGGACGCCCUCAAGAUCAGCCUUAGGCAGCUCAAGUGGAGGGAGUUUCCCUUUGGUCGUCGCUUGCCCUGUGAUAUCUACUGGCAUGGAGUUUCCUUUCACGAUAAUGACAUAUUCUCAGGUCAAGUAAACAAGUUCCCAGGCAUGACAGAAAUGGUGCGGAAAAUUACUCUGAGCCGAGCUGUGAGAAUCAUGCAAGAUCUCUUUCCUGAGGAAUACAACUUCUAUCCUCGCUCAUGGAUUUUGCCUGAUGAAUUUCAACUAUUUGUUACUCAGGUCCGAAUGGUGAAAGAUGGUGAUCCCUCCUGGAAGCCCACUUUCAUUGUAAAACCUGAUGGUGGUUGUCAAGGUGAUGGAAUCUACCUCAUUAAAGACCCCAGUGACAUUCGAAUAGCAGGAAACCUCCAGAGCAGGCCAGCUGUGGUCCAGGAAUACAUCUGUAAACCUCUCCUUAUAGACAAACUAAAAUUUGAUAUUCGUCUGUACGUCUUACUAAAGUCUUUAGAACCAUUAGAGAUUUAUAUAGCCAAAGAUGGACUCUCUAGAUUUUGUACAGAGCCAUAUCAGGAGCCUAACUUUGGAAAUUUACAUCAUGUAUUUAUGCACUUAACCAACUAUUCCUUGAAUAUCCACAGUGGAAAUUUCAUUCAUUCUGAUAAUGUCAAUACUGGUAGCAAAAGGACUUUUUCCAGCAUCCUUUGUAGACUUUCUUCCAAAGGAAUUGAUAUCAAGAAAAUCUGGUCAGAUAUUAUUUCUUUGGUGAUUAAGACAGUUAUUGCGCUGACACCAGAGCUCAAAGUGUUUUAUCAAUCUGAUAUACCAACAGGAAGGCCUGGGCCAACAUGCUUCCAGAUUUUAGGAUUCGACAUUCUUUUAAUGAGAAAUUUGAAGCCUAUAUUGCUAGAAGUAAAUGCAAAUCCCAGCAUGAGAAUAGAACAUGAACAAGAGCUUUCUCCAGGGGUGUUUGAAAAUGUCCCAAGUCUUGUUGAUGAAGAAGUAAAAGUAGCAGUAAUCAGAGAUACUCUUCGCCUAGUUGAUCCACUGAAGAAUAAGAAAAAAGAGAACCGAUCCAGUGAUCUUUUCACAACAACAUCAAAGAGAAAGAGUCAAGGAAAGAAAAGCUGGUUCCAGGCUAAGAGGCAUCUACUGCCGAACGUUGAAGCAGGUCAGCUGAGCUUUCAAGAUAUCUUUAUGGACAGAAAAUCCAGAUUCCCAUCCAUUUUUGGCAGAAUGUCUCGAUCGAAGCUUCAGUUUUCAAAGUUUUCCGUAGUCAGAUCUGAACAAUGUAAUAAAAUAUCAGGAAUGAGAGAAGAAUCCAGAACAGAUGAAGCAGAUAUUUUUGAUGCAGAGACUCAUAUGAACAAUGAAGCCAGCUUACCCUCGAUCUGUCUUAAGCAAGUAUUCCCAAAGUAUGCAAAGCAAUUCAACUAUUUGCGCUUGGUGGACAGGAUGGCUAAUCUAUUUAUCCGAUUCCUUGGGAUAAAGGGGACAACAAGGUUGGGACCAACAGGGUUCCGCACCUUCAUAAGGAACUGCAAACUCAGUAGCAGCACCUUCUCAAUGGCAUCUGUAGAUAUUCUGUAUAUUGACAUAACAAGAAGAUGGAACUCCUUUGGCCUUGAACAGAAGGAAUCAGGCCUAAUCUUUACUUCUGAGCAGAAAAGAUUCACAUUAUCUAUGAUGUCUCAGAAAGCAAGGGUCAUCAUGACCACAGACUUCAGAAAACGGUUUCAGAAACAUUCUCCCUCAUCUCUUCCACCAAGGGGCAUAUCUCUUGGUGGGAACACAGACAAGGCCUUCACACCACAUUUUGACUAUUAACACAUCCAUCCCACAAUUCUUUCUUCCUAGGAAAUCUUACUAAUUGUCUCAUAUUAAUGUCUGUCCUUUUUUGUGGUUCACCCCUGCUAGCUAUCACCAUUAACAUUACUUUACUUAGUAAGAGAGGAGUUAGUAGUUUUCAUUUUUAACAAUAAGCACGAUUAAAAGUUGCUAACCCUGCUCAUUGGCCCUAGAGUGAUUACCCAAUUUAUCCCCUCCCCUAAUUUUUGUUUUUGAAAUGAAAUCCAAGUUCACUGAAUAAUGCAAUUCAUUGGCUGAACAAGGUGAGAGCCUCUAUCACAAGGCUGCGUUUGGCAGCUGCUUUACAAUCUUUGCAUUGGCAGUAGGGAGAGAGACUUGAAAUCCAGCUCCUUCAGGGUAAGUAUUCUGAUUAAUUAUCAUUUGAGGACUUAGAGCUCUGUGUCACAAUCACACACUGAAAUUUCUGCUGAUGCUUUCAUAAAAGCAAAAGAAGUGUUUGGCUCCAGAGCCAAAUACAGAUGAUAGCAGGAUUCUGCAGUGGGGAGAGGCCAGGAUGAGGGGGAGGGGGUAGAGCGGAAUUAUUAAAUAUUGAAAUUGAUCGGGUGCAGCAGUAGGAAGCUAUUUAUCAUGUUUAUUGCUUCCCACUAACAUCACCAUCUGGCCCAUUGUUCAUUCAGGAUUAGCUUUUCAAGUUCUGGUUGCAUCUUAAAUUGCUCUGUAGUAGGAGGCCUAGCUUAGAGCUGUCCAGGAUAUGCUUUCCUGGGGUGAGGUUUUUUUGGGGUCUGCUAGUGUGUUUUUACUUUUGCUGACCCAGAUGGAGAAAUGAAGAAAGAACUUAUUUUUAGCACAGUCUAACAAGCAGAAUCAUGAGCUGUAAAUAAUAUAGCUCAACAUUCCUGUGAGGUAAAUAGUAGGAGUACUUUGAUCCUUCCCAUCCUACAAAUGAGGGAACUUAGGACAAGAGAGGUACAAUAAUUUGUUGACAAACACACACAAAAAAUAAAUAUUAAAACCAAGACUCUAGUCCAGGUUGUCCAACUUCAAAUUCCAGCAUUCUUUCCAGCAUACCCUUCUGCCAUACUUACUUUUCCAAAACCAUUCAUUCAUUCAGCAAAUACUGAUUAAACACUUAAUAUAUUCGAUAUACUUGCAAAUAUAAUACUCAGUCCCUACAUUAUAAAAAGUCAUUAGCUUAUGAGUGAUAAAAAGAUAAAAAAAUAUAUAAUAUAAAUGAGAAUUUGAUUCUAGGAAAUGACUAGAAUUUAGAGUAUAUAAAAAGAAUACAAAGUGCUAUGAGAUUUUAGGAAGGAUAAACGAAUGGAAAAGGCAUCAUUUGAGCUGGGCCUUGCAAGAUGAGUAGGCUGUCAAUAAGCAGAGCUGAGCUGGGAACAUUUGAUUUUAGCAAUCCUUACUUUACAGAGAAGUCUAGUAAUAGAGCCCUGGAACCUUCAUGGAAAGAUAUCACUUGAGAGCCAGGUAAAUUAUUAUCUCCAGCUUAGAUGACAAAAGAGAAAAUUUGUUUCUGAAUGGGUAUCUGUAGCAAGCUGGUGACUACAGUCUCUAAGUGUCGUAUGAGACCAAAAAAUAUGAAUAAUUCUCUUAGGGCAAAGUUAGGGAAACUUCUUUGGGCACAACUGACUUUGUGGCCAGUACACUAAUACAAACUUCAACCAUUUUGCUUUCCUGUGGUUAUGAAAUGAAGAGAGAAAUCAUUCGACUACUCUGAAAUGGAAGACAAAGGAGUUACUGAUAGUGGUGGGAAUCUGGCUUUCAUGUUUCCUGAGAAGAGUUAUAUUGAAGCUUAGGAAUUGAAUGCUAUUAGAGCCAGAAAGAAACAUAGUAUUAAAUGCCUACUAUGUGUCAGGCACUAUGCUAAAUGUUGGGGAUACUAAAAGAAAAAAAAAGCACAAAAGACAGCCCCUGUCCUCAAGCAAUUCAGUGUCAUAAAUCAUAGAAUUAGGUCACAAAAUGUUGGAACACAAAAGGUUCUUAAAACAUAGAGUCAUAAGAUAUUAGACCUUUAACCAUUUAGUCUAAUAAUAAUAGAUUUAUAAAAUCUUUUAUUUUAUACAUAAGAUGCUGAACCUAAGAAAAGAUAAUUGACUACCCAAGGUAAUAAGUAGAGUUAGUGAUCAAGCUAUCCCACCUCUGCUGACUCCAAAGUUCAAAGGUCUGGAAAAAAUUCAGAAGUCAUCAAGACCAGUCCCUUUAUUUUACAAAGAAGAAUCUGAGCCCCAGAAAAGUUGAAAAAAUUACCCAGAGUUACAUUAUCAGUCAGUGUCUAAGACAAAAUUUAAACUCAGGUCUUCUUGAUUCCAAGCCCAGUACUUUCCCCUUUGUCUCAUUGUCUGUCACUGUCUGUUACUAAAAUAACUGUCUUUUAUUGGAGUCAACAGAAAGCCAUAGUUUUGUCUUCAGACUUUCAGAGGUCAGAUAAUACUAUUAAUAAUCUUCUGUUUAAAUGGAACUUGAUGGUUUUCAAAGUAUUUUCAUGUCCAUUUUUUAAUUUGUCAUCAUAAUCCUGGCUUUGGGGGGGGGUGAUGAAUAAUAAACAGUAUAAAUAUUGGUUCCAUUUGACAGAUGAUGAAAUUGAAUCUUCGGGGAGUAAUUUUGUUGUAAAGUCAUUUUUUCAAUUGUGUCAAACUCUUUGUAAACCCCAUUUAAGGUUUUCUUAGCAAAGAUAC
This is a messenger RNA of Sarcophilus harrisii (Tasmanian devil), 5103 nucleotides long. It is a transcript of the gene TTLL11, whose product is annotated as tubulin tyrosine ligase like 11. The coding region runs from base 176 to 2437 and encodes 753 amino acids. Lineage: Eukaryota; Metazoa; Chordata; Mammalia; Dasyuromorphia; Dasyuridae. The record is from RefSeq and is a predicted model, not a curated record. Gene Ontology annotation, cellular component: cilium. The transcript has 11 exons. Gene Ontology annotation, molecular function: tubulin-glutamic acid ligase activity; tubulin binding. Gene Ontology annotation, biological process: microtubule cytoskeleton organization; protein polyglutamylation.